AUGUCUCUCUCCUAUUCUCUGCUGGCCUGUACUAUUGCACUGAUCUCAUCGCGGAAUCGAGGCCUACCUGGCCCAAGAGCUCUCCCGCUGAUAGGUAAUAUACACCAGCUCCCUACAGAGUACCUUGAGCGGACACUGGCUCAAUGGACUGAACAUAUGUCCUUCAACCAAGUGUCAUUUCUUGCAGGUGACCCCAUAUUCGCGACAUUCUUCCGGACUCCGACGCUGAUCAUCAACACUCACCGGGUUGCACGAGAAUUUCGCCCCCGGACCGUCUUGAUGUCGGAAAUCAUGCAGUGGUACACCACUGUGCUUCUACCAUACGACAGUGAGCCGCGGCGCAAGCAACGACGAUGGAUCCAGCGCGAAUUCGGUGACAAGGAUGCGAUACAGCUGCAUGAACCUAUUCGCCGUAGAGAGACGUAUAGGCUGCUUCUGUCAUUGAUGCGCGAGCCUAAAGACUUCAUCGCUCACGUCAAGCGUUUCGUUGCAUCCAUACUGACCGAAAUCACUUAUGGUCAUGUGAUCACUUCGCUGGACGACUCAUGGUUCCUGUUGAUGGACAAAGCGGUUCAAGGCACGUCGGAGAGUGGUUCGGCGGCGGCGGUGCUAGUGGACUUCUUUCCCAUGCUAAAAUUCAUCCCUGUCUGGAUGCCCGGCGCAGGCUUCAAGCGGCACGCCUUGAAGGUGAAACAAGACGUACAACACGCCACGCAUAUGACUUACUACGCAGUUAAAGAGGCCGUUGCAGCGGGUACAGCGAAGCCGUCAUUCGUGGCAACGCUCAUAACGGAUGCGCAACAGAACGGCACUUUAAUCCAGGACGAGCGAGAUAUUAUGGCGGCAGCCGGUACUAUCUAUGCAGCCGGGAUGGACACGACGAGGAUAGUGUUGAUCACAUUCAUAUUGGCGAUGGUCAUCCAUCCCGACGUCCUUCGGAAGGCACAGGACGAGGUGGAUCGUGUAGUCGGAACAGAUCGACUUCCAGCAUUGGAAGAUAGAGAUACACUCCCUUACAUUGAAUGUAUCCCGCAUUGUCUGACAGAAGAUGACGACUAUCAUGGACACACUAUUCCGAAAGGGUCGACCGUCUUGACAAACAUCUGGGCAAUGACUCAUGACGAAGAAGUCUACCCUGACGCAUCUGCUUUUCGGCCUGAGCGUUUCCUUGGCAUGGACGCGGAGGCGAUGGACAGCACUGAUCCUCGUGCGGCCGUCUUCGGCUUCGGUAGACGGAGCUGUCCAGGCAAAUACUACGCAGACGCGAACAUUUUCAUGGCAAUCGCUAGCAUAGUGGCGACGCUGAAUAUCAGUAAAACUCGUAACGACAAGGGCGAAGAGAUAACCCCCUCAACGCAGUUUGGAUCUGGACAAACCCGUCAUCCUCCCGAAUUCACGUGCACUAUCGCCCCUCGAUCCCAACAGAUGAUGGACCUUGUGCCUGAAUUGCUUGGGAACCUGAUGGAAUGA
Fomitopsis serialis is the source of this 1470-nucleotide messenger RNA. Its product is annotated as cytochrome P450. Gene Ontology annotation, molecular function: iron ion binding; heme binding; oxidoreductase activity, acting on paired donors, with incorporation or reduction of molecular oxygen. Lineage: Eukaryota; Fungi; Basidiomycota; Agaricomycetes; Polyporales; Fomitopsidaceae. The coding region runs from base 1 to 1470 and encodes 489 amino acids. The record is from RefSeq and is a predicted model, not a curated record. The transcript has 14 exons.